Messenger RNA from Gracilinanus agilis (Agile Gracile Mouse Opossum), 5035 nucleotides. It is a transcript of the gene ATP2B2, whose product is annotated as ATPase plasma membrane Ca2+ transporting 2. Gene Ontology annotation, cellular component: postsynaptic density membrane; intracellular membrane-bounded organelle. Gene Ontology annotation, biological process: regulation of cytosolic calcium ion concentration; calcium ion transmembrane transport. The coding region runs from base 1 to 3816 and encodes 1271 amino acids. The record is from RefSeq and is a predicted model, not a curated record. NCBI's taxonomy places the organism in Eukaryota, Metazoa, Chordata, Mammalia, Didelphimorphia, Didelphidae. The transcript has 24 exons. Gene Ontology annotation, molecular function: ATP hydrolysis activity; ATP binding; PDZ domain binding.
AUGGCAGAUUUGGCCUCCCCUGGCUCAAGCUACAGUCUCCACCCAGCCACCCAGAACUCUCACUUUGAUGAGUCAUCAGUCCAGCUAAGUAGUGGGUUCAUAGCCGUGGUGGUGGAGCCCAGCGGUGAGGAUUGGGUCUCCUUGGAAAGUGUCAGCAGUCUUUGGCCCCCAGACAAGAACCAGAUCCUCACAUUGAUUUUUAGAGGAUGUAUCUUCUCGGGCACUAGCUAUGUCCUAAGGGAUUUCCAUCUUUCCAUAUUAUUUCAAAUCAGAUUCACUUCUUUUUAUUUUUUUUUAUUCACAGGAUUGCCAGGCACUGCUCCAGACCUAGAAAAAAGAAAGCAGAUUUUUGGGCAAAACUUUAUACCUCCAAAGAAGCCAAAAACGUUCUUGCAGCUAGUCUGGGAGGCGCUACAAGAUGUGACUCUCAUUAUCCUGGAAAUUGCAGCCAUUAUCUCUCUGGGGCUUUCAUUUUACCAUCCUCCUGGAGAGGGGAAUGAAGCGUGUGCAACAGCCCAGGCUGGGGCCGAAGAUGAAGGGGAGGCAGAAGCUGGCUGGAUUGAAGGGGCCGCCAUACUUCUAUCAGUUAUCUGUGUCGUUCUUGUCACUGCCUUUAAUGACUGGAGCAAGGAGAAGCAGUUCCGGGGUCUGCAGAGCCGAAUUGAACAGGAGCAGAAGUUUACUGUGGUCCGGGGAGCACAGGUGAUCCAGAUUCCAGUGGCAGAGAUCGUGGUUGGUGACAUUGCCCAGGUAAAAUACGGUGACCUACUUCCUGCUGAUGGGAUCUUUAUCCAAGGCAAUGACCUUAAGAUUGAUGAAAGCUCCCUAACUGGAGAAUCUGACCAGGUCCGCAAAUCAGUGGACAAGGACCCCAUGCUGCUUUCAGGGACUCAUGUGAUGGAGGGCUCUGGCAGGAUGUUGGUCACUGCUGUGGGAGUGAACUCUCAGACUGGCAUCAUCUUUACCUUGUUGGGAGCUGGUGGUGAAGAAGAAGAAAAGAAAGACAAGAAAGGUGAGCCCAAAGUGGAUGGCCCUCAGCUUCCAGCUACAGAUGGUGCAGCAGGUGCAAAUACCAUCGAUAAUGCAAAUUCCAGCUUAGUCAAUGGUAAAAUGCAGGAUGGCAAUAUGGACACCAGCCAGAGCAAAGCCAAGCAGCAGGACGGGGCAGCGGCCAUGGAGAUGCAGCCUCUGAAGAGUGCCGAAGGGGGAGAUGGGGAUGACAAGAAGAAGGCCAACAUGCACAAGAAAGAGAAGUCGGUCUUGCAGGGGAAACUCACCAAGCUGGCUGUGCAAAUAGGCAAGGCAGGCCUUGUGAUGUCUGCCAUUACUGUGAUCAUCCUGGUGCUCUACUUCACUGUGGACACCUUCGUGGUGAACAAGAAGCCUUGGCUGCCCGAGUGUACUCCAGUCUAUGUGCAAUACUUUGUCAAGUUCUUCAUUAUCGGGGUGACUGUGCUGGUGGUUGCUGUGCCUGAAGGGCUCCCCCUUGCUGUCACUAUCUCUUUGGCUUACUCUGUGAAGAAAAUGAUGAAGGACAACAAUCUUGUACGCCACUUGGACGCCUGUGAGACAAUGGGCAAUGCCACAGCUAUCUGCUCUGACAAGACGGGGACGCUGACCACCAACCGCAUGACUGUGGUGCAGGCAUACAUUGGGGAUGUCCACUACAAGGAGAUUCCAGAGGCCAGUGCCAUCAACUCCCAAACUCUGGAGCUGCUGGUGAAUGCCAUCGCCAUCAACAGUGCUUACACCACAAAGAUUCUGAGUGAUCUGGUGAAAGCAGAAUCUUCAGGCAGCCACUUGCAGAUACACCAGGUCAUCACUGUCCAACCAUACCAGGUUGGUUCCCAGGAUAAACUUAAUAACUUCCUGAAAGGUGGAGGGUUUGAACUUAAAAGUUGUACCCGCUGGGAGCUUCUCCUCACCCUGGUGUCCAAGAUCCCCUGCACUGCCACCCUCACGGUGAAGAGGACGUUGGUCAACCCCUCCUACCACGUUCACUUGACUCAAGGCUCCGGCUCCUGGUGUGGGAUCUUGGGAGGGGUUGAAGACUCGCCCCCUAUCCUGACUCCGAGGGGCGAUUUUACAACCCUUCCCACGAUUCUGCUACCAAACCCAAAGACAAACUUCGCCUGCUUCACAAUUGCCCUGAGUAGUGUGUUUGAUGAUGGGAAGAACUACACCUGGAGACAUUUUUGUCUUGGCUUCAAUCCUCUGCAGGUCCCAGAAGCCAUAAGGAAGUGCCAGCGAGCAGGAAUCACUGUCCGCAUGGUCACUGGGGACAAUAUCAACACUGCCCGGGCUAUUGCCAUCAAGUGUGGCAUCAUCCAUCCUGGGGAAGACUUCCUCUGCCUCGAGGGGAAGGAGUUCAACCGGCGAAUCAGAAAUGAGAAGGGAGAGAUUGAGCAGGAACGAAUAGACAAGAUCUGGCCCAAACUACGGGUCCUCGCUCGCUCCUCCCCCACGGACAAACACACUCUUGUCAAAGGCAUUAUCGACAGUACUCACACGGAGCAGAGACAGGUCGUGGCUGUGACUGGGGAUGGGACCAAUGAUGGACCAGCCCUGAAGAAGGCAGAUGUUGGCUUUGCUAUGGGAAUCGCCGGUACUGAUGUUGCCAAGGAAGCUUCGGACAUCAUUCUGACGGAUGACAACUUCAGCAGCAUUGUCAAGGCAGUGAUGUGGGGCCGCAAUGUUUAUGACAGCAUCUCCAAGUUCCUGCAGUUCCAAUUAACUGUCAACGUGGUAGCUGUCAUUGUGGCUUUCACGGGUGCUUGCAUCACACAGGACUCUCCCCUAAAAGCUGUACAGAUGUUGUGGGUGAAUCUCAUCAUGGACACCUUUGCCUCCCUGGCCCUGGCCACAGAGCCACCGACAGAGUCCCUUCUGCUGCGUAAGCCAUACGGCCGCAACAAGCCGCUUAUUUCCCGCACCAUGAUGAAGAACAUCCUAGGCCAUGCAGUCUACCAGCUCACACUGAUCUUUACCCUUCUCUUUGUUGGUGAGAAAAUGUUCAUGAUUGACAGUGGACGCAACGCUCCUCUCCACUCUCCUCCCUCUGAGCAUUAUACCAUCAUCUUCAAUACCUUCGUCAUGAUGCAACUGUUCAACGAAAUCAACGCCCGGAAGAUCCACGGGGAGCGCAAUGUGUUCGAUGGCAUCUUCAGGAACCCCAUCUUCUGCACAAUUGUAUUGGGCACCUUUGCCAUUCAGAUAGUCAUUGUGCAGUUCGGGGGGAAGCCAUUCAGCUGUUCUCCUCUUCAGCUUGACCAGUGGAUGUGGUGUAUAUUCAUUGGACUAGGAGAGCUUGUCUGGGGACAGGUCAUUGCUACCAUCCCAACCAGCAGGCUAAAAUUUCUGAAGGAAGCAGGACGGCUCACUCAAAAAGAGGAGAUCCCUGAGGAAGAACUCAAUGAGGACGUGGAGGAGAUUGAUCAUGCUGAGCGAGAACUCCGACGUGGCCAGAUCCUGUGGUUCCGUGGCUUGAAUAGAAUCCAAACUCAGAUCCGUGUCGUGAAGGCAUUCCGUAGCUCUCUCUAUGAAGGUUUAGAAAAACCUGAAUCUAGAACCUCCAUCCAUAACUUCAUGACUCAUCCUGAAUUUAGGAUAGAAGACUCGCAGCCCCAUAUCCCCCUCAUUGAUGACACCGACCUGGAAGAAGAUGCCGCUCUCAAGCAAAAUUCGAGCCCGCCGUCGUCCUUGAACAAGAACAACAGUGCGAUCGAUAGCGGGAUCAAUCUGACCACUGACACGAGCAAAUCAGCUACCUCUUCGAGCCCAGGGAGUCCUAUACACAGCCUGGAGACAUCGCUUUAGCGGGAAACAUUCACAUCUCAAAACAAAACAAAAAUAUACAAAACAAAACAAAAAAAACCACAAAAAACAAACAACAACAAAAAAAAAACCAUCGCCACCACCAACUCAGAACGAACCAACCCAGAAAACUCAACCAUGAAACAGCACCAAGAAAACACAAAUAAAUAAAAUGGGAGAGAACUAGAUCUCCACCCAAUAGAACCUCUCUCUGGCUGAGAAGCUGUUUGAGCUCUUUGUCCCUUGGAGGCAAGUGACCGGAUCCCUGAUGGGGGUUCUUGGGAGUGAGCGAUUGCCCAAUGUGCCCUUCCUCGCUCCCGCCCAAACACAGACCAAACCCACCCAACCACCUUCCUGCAUGGACGUACUGUACACUUCCGCUCCUUCUCUUGUUUAUUAUUUUUUUCCUUAGGCAGGAACUGAAAAAAGAAAAAAAAAAGACUCCUUUCUGAGGCUUAUUUAUCCAAUUCACUGGUCUGUGAGUUUUUUGAACUGCUUGUGUGGCAUGGUCUCAGUUGUAGAGAUUAAUUUAAAUAACUUUUUGAAAUUCGCGGGAGCUUAACUUGCACAGUAGGGUUCUACCAAUGGGACAAAAGAACUUCAUAGACACUAAUGAGAUUAUUAUGUCCAUUUCUUUGUAUCUAUAUUAACGUAUACCUCAUCGAGAAUGUAUACGUCCAUAUAGAUAGGUAGAUAUAUAUGUAUAUCUAUAUACAUGGAUAUAUAAAGGUUUUUUUUUUUUUGCUGGCAUGUUGCCUUGUUUUUGCUUAAAUUGCUCUAUUUUAACUUAUUUAUGUCUUAAAAGAAGAAUGUAAUUUGUUUACAAACCUGUAGAUAAACGUCCUUCACUAUUUGUAGGGUUAAGAACACUUCCUGCUGAGAGAGUAUAAAGACUGCUCAGCUCAUCAGAUACUCCUCUCAGAUUGCAUCCUCGAUGUUUUACGACCGCUCGGCUCUGAUUUUUUGCCUGCUCUUUUUUUGUUCAGUAAUGUAGCUCCUGCUGGUGAAUGACAAAAAGAAGCCAAAAUAUAACAUAUUGGAUGUAGGAAUGUGUUCCACAGACAUGGGGUCGUGGGACUGGAAGCUUGACUCUGUUGGGGGGUGGGAGGGGGAAACCAACACCAUGUGCAACAAUCAGGUUUAUUUUUUGUAAAAAAUAAAUAAUAAAUAAAUCACUAAAUUGCUCAGCCCGGUUUCAGUAUGCCCCUCACAGGCCAGAGGC